AUGAACAAGCUUUUGUUCGUCGCUGGACUGCUGGUCCUUUUUGUGAGCCAAUCAAUGGCGGCGGCUUUAUCCGCGGAAGACGAGGCUGAGGGCCACAACAUCGAGAAAAGAAGUACCAACUAUGGAGGUAGACCCGGAUACCAACCUCAACCUGCCGGCUACAAGGGUUACUCGACGCAAUAUUAUUACCCUGUGUACAACUACCCGUAUUACUCCCAUUACUACUACCCAUACGGAGGUUAUGACUAUUACAACUACGGCUAUCCUUACCCAGGGGGUUACGGGGGAAGAUACGGAUUCGACCAAAAGUUCGGUUUUUAUGGAGGAAGAGGUGGAUUUGGCGGGAAAAGAGGUGGCUUUGACGGAAGAAAAUUCGGAUAUGGUGACUUCAAAAAGUAUUAA
Messenger RNA from Liolophura sinensis, 402 nucleotides. Its product is annotated as prisilkin-39-like. The record is from RefSeq and is a predicted model, not a curated record. The transcript is spliced from 2 exons. Bases 1 to 402 code for a protein of 133 amino acids. NCBI's taxonomy places the organism in Eukaryota, Metazoa, Mollusca, Polyplacophora, Chitonida, Chitonidae.